Molecule: messenger RNA, 1038 nt
Organism: Microdochium trichocladiopsis
Lineage: Eukaryota; Fungi; Ascomycota; Sordariomycetes; Xylariales; Microdochiaceae
Exons: 2
Coding region: 1-1038 (345 amino acids)
Source: RefSeq, a predicted model, not a curated record
AUGCAGGCCGAGCUCAAGCGCGUCAACGCGGAGCUCAAGAAGCUCGAGCUCGCGCGCAAGAAGGAGCUCAAGGAGCACGAGAACUACCGCGACUCGGUCAUGAAGCGGUUCGCAUACCGCGUCGGUGGCAAGACGGACAAGUUUGCGGCCAAGGCGGCCAAGGAGGAGAAGGAGUAUUUUGAUGUCCUCCAAAAGCUGCAGCAGCAGACGGACCAGAAAAACACCAUUGAGAGCAUGAUUGCCGAUGGGAACCAGAUCAAGUCGGGCCUGGAAAACCAGACGCAAGCGCACAAGCAAGCCCAACUAGACCUGGACAGUCUGUACCAGGGCAUCUUCCAGGGCACGACGCCCGAUUUCCCCGAGGAGGACUCGCUGGAGAAGUCGGCCGAAGCCGCGAGCCAGGCGCACCAUCAGGCAAGCCUGGAAGCCAAGAACUGCGAGCAGGUGUUCAACAUGCUCAACGACGCCUGGAACGCGUUGCGGCAGGCGGCAGCCUACAUCGAGGAGGCGCUGUCGCACAGCCGGAUGGACAUGUUUGGCGGCGGGACCAUGUCGGACAUGAUGGAGCGCAAUGCCCUCAGCAAGGCGCAGAACAGCAUCCACCGCGCCGAGAUGCUCACCACCCAGGCCCAGCGCUUGAGCCCACACGUCAAAGACCUGCCGUCGGUGGGCAUCGAUCACGGCAACAUCAUGAGCGACGUCUUCUUUGACAACAUCUUUACCGACAUGGCGUUCCACGACAAGAUCAAGAACUCGCGGACGCAGCUGCAGCGCGCCGUCGCGGCCUGUGAGCAGCAGAUUGACGCGGCCCGGGAGCGGUCGACGGCGGCACAACAUGAGAUGCAACAGCGGUGGGAUGCGCUGCUGACAGCUCGGAACCAACUGCAAAAGGCCCGCGAGCAGAUUUUCGAGAGGGUCCUUGGUGGGCAGCAGGGGCAGGCUUCGGCUCCGGCGCCCCCGGGCCCGUCACAUGCGGCGGGGACAGACAACAAGGGCAGUAACAACCCUUUCGACCAGCCACCAGCUUACAGCUCAUGA